Messenger RNA from Parnassius mnemosyne (clouded apollo), 360 nucleotides. Lineage: Eukaryota; Metazoa; Arthropoda; Insecta; Lepidoptera; Papilionidae. The record is from the annotation of a GenBank genome assembly.
AUGUUUGAAGCAAAAGCUUAUGGUGUACCAUACAGCAUAAAUUUCAAGGCAUUUGAUGACCGAGAUAACGACGACAACCCGUACGAUGUGAUGAAAAGAACUGGCGAUAAUGAUAAAAAGCCUUGCGCUAUUGUGGUGCUUUCCAACGUUCAAAAUCCAAUUAUGCAUUCGUUACUGCGCAGGUAUAGAUACGACUCAAACGGCGUACUCAUCCCAAACAGUGUUAAGUACUUCGUAAAACUACCGCAAGGCGUGCAAUCUUCUACUGUAUUGGUGCCUCUUCACGAUAAAGCCUUUUCGCCUUUAGGCGGUUUCAUUAGGUACUAUAAAGAAGUACCACCGAUACCUCAGUCUUGGUAG